CAUAUAUCUAUCUCCUAGAUUACUAUUAGGGGACGAGAAAAAAUUGUGUCUAGUUUGCUUCGGCCAUUUAUGAUGACACACGUACAUGAUCCAAACAAAGAAGCAAACUUGACAACUAAUUUCUGUGGAAAACAAACAAAUUAGUACAAAUUAAUCAAAGUCCCAAUUAACAUUAUCACUGGAAAAGUCACUGAUCAGCGAUCACUAUAAAUAACCACCUACAUUACUAAACACUAGUAGCUCACAAAGCAUAACAAAGAACAAAGAAACAAAAAUGAAGUUCUUGAGUUCACCAUUGGCAUUAACUUGCGUCUUUUUCUUGUUCCUAACAGGAAGCUUGGCACAAGAUGUUGGUUCAAUUGUGACCAACGACUUGUUCAACAAUAUGCUAAAGAAUAGGGACGAUGAUAGAUGCCCUGCCAAGGGCUUCUACACUUACGAUGCAUUCAUAGCUGCUGCCAAUUCCUUUCCAGGUUUUGGUACUACUGGUGAUGAUAGUGCCCGUAAGACGGAAAUAGCUGCCUUUUUUGGUCAAACUUCUCAUGAAACUACUGGUGGUAGCCUUAGUGCAGAUGGUCCAUUUGCCGGAGGAUAUUGCUUUGUUAGGGAAGGCAACCAAAUGGGUAGCGGAUUUUAUGGCAGAGGACCCAUCCAAUUGACAGGGCAAUCUAACUAUGAUUUAGCUGGGCAAGCAAUUGGACAAGACCUAGUUAACAACCCUGACUUAGUAGCCACAGAUGCAACUGUGUCAUUCAAAACAGCAAUAUGGUUCUGGAUGACACCACAAGGCAACAAGCCAUCAUGCCAUGACGUUAUCACGGGGCAAUGGACUCCAUCGGCCGCCGAUACUUCAGCAAAUCGACAACCGGGCUAUGGUGUCAUUACCAACAUAAUUAACGGUGGAAUUGAAUGUGGCAAAGGGCAGAAUCCACAGGUGGAAGAUCGAAUUGGGUUCUACCAAAGGUAUUGUACCAUAUUGAAUGUUGCUCCUGGGGACAACCUUGAUUGCUACAACCAGAAGAACUUUGCCGAGGCCUAGGCUUUGUCACAUAGAAAACAAAUCAAAUCAUGUUAUGAUUUAGUCACAGUGAUGACAGUAUACAAGUUAUGUAUGAAUAAAAUGAAUAAAGGAUUCUGGAUGCCCAUUUAAAAUAGAGAAAUAUAGUUUCUUAUUCGUCUUCUUGGAAA
Capsicum annuum is the source of this 1188-nucleotide messenger RNA. Its product is annotated as acidic 27 kDa endochitinase. The coding region runs from base 275 to 1039 and encodes 254 amino acids. Gene Ontology annotation, molecular function: chitinase activity. The record is from RefSeq and is a predicted model, not a curated record. Lineage: Eukaryota; Viridiplantae; Streptophyta; Magnoliopsida; Solanales; Solanaceae. The transcript has 3 exons. Gene Ontology annotation, biological process: carbohydrate metabolic process; defense response to fungus; chitin catabolic process.